Messenger RNA from Austrofundulus limnaeus, 3851 nucleotides. RefSeq lists its product as uncharacterized. The transcript is spliced from 15 exons. The coding region runs from base 1 to 3813 and encodes 1270 amino acids. Lineage: Eukaryota; Metazoa; Chordata; Actinopteri; Cyprinodontiformes; Rivulidae. The record is from RefSeq and is a predicted model, not a curated record.
AUGUUCUCUGUAGCUCUGAUGCUGCUGCUAACAGCUGGAUCCUGUGAGGAGAUUACACAACCAAUUGCAAUUGUGCAGCCUGGACAGWCUUUGUCCAUCAGCUGUCAGGUCUCUGGUUACUCUGUGACUGGCAGGUAUGGAACAGGUUGGAUCCGACAGGUGGAAGGAAAAACAUUAGAGUAUGUUUGCCAUAUGUGGGGAAGCAACAGCAAAUUCUAUCAAAAUGAUGUUGUGAAGAACAAGUUCAGCUACAGCAGAGACACUUCUGCAGGAACAGUGACAAUAACAGGACAGAACCUGCAGCCUGAGGACACAGCUGUUUAUUACUGUGUGAGAUACACCCACAGUGAUACAAACCACAGACAGAGCUGCACACAUACUCAGCUGCCAGCAGGACACAGUAACACACUGAUAAAUAUCCCCUUCUUGUCUGUUUUGGCAGGUGUUUAUGGUCAGACUUUGACAGAAUCUGAACCAGCUGUUAUAAACCCUGGAAACUCCCACAGGUUGACCUGUACGGCCUCUAGAGUCUCAUUCAGCAUCUCCUGGAUGGCCUGGAUCCGACAGGCUCCUGGAAAAGGACUGGAGUGGAUUGCAACUAUUGAGUAUGACAGUGAUAGGAAAUWCUACUCCCAGUCAGUUCAAGGCCGGUUUAUCAUCUCCAGAGACAACARCAAAGAGCAGCUGUAUCUGCAGAUGAACAAUCUGAAAACUGAAGAUUCUGCUGUUUAUUAUUGUGCUCGAGAUCCACAGUGGUUCAAAUACUACUUUGACUACUGGGGGAAAGGAACAACAGUGACUGUCACAUCAGCAACUUCAACGAAGCCAACCGUGUUUCCUCUGAUGCCAUGUGAUUCUGAGGGCCAAGACAAGGUCACUCUGGGCUGUCUUGCCACCGGUUUCAGCCCGUCUGCCCUGACCUUCACCUGGAAACAAGGCGCCACCGAUUUGACGGACUUCAUCACGUACCCUUCAAUGCAGAAAGGCAGUGAAUACAUGGGAAUCAGUCAAAUUCAAGUCAACAAGCUGGACUGGGACGCAAAUAAGCCUUUCGAAUGUAUUGCAAAYCAUGCAGCCGGGCAAGGAAGUGGUGCAAUGGUGAAACCAAGUCCAGUUUAUCAGUUGCCUACUCUUACAUUGACUUCCUCCGUCGAUGAGGAAAAUAAGGAGGUUUCCUUCUCCUGCUUUGCCAAAGAUUUUUCACCAAAAACCUUUGAGUUCACAUGGAUGAAAGAUGAUGAGGUUAUCGAUCAAAGCAGCAUAGACAAAAUCAGCAUGUCAUCUGAAAGAAAAAACAUCAACGGAACGACUGUGUACAGCGCCGCCAACCUGCUCACGAUGAAGAAAGAUGAAGUGAAUCCGGAGGAUAAAUUCAUGUGUGUGUUUAAGGGGAAAGGAAAAAGCACUGCUGCUGUUAAGAAUGACACUGUGCAAGUCAAAGAAUGCACUGUAAGUGGGAAUGACAGACCAAAUGUGGACAUACAGAUCAUUGAGCCCACAAACGAGGACAUGUUUGUGUAUCGAAAGGGAAAAUUAAUAUGCCAAGUCACGGUUGAUAAGGGCACAUUUAAGUUGGCUUGGGAGGAUGAGAACAAAUUAGACCUGGUGGAAAGUGGAAAGAGUUCAAAAGCACACAUACUGGAACUCGACAUCACCUACGAUGAAUGGAGUAGGAAAGUUGAACGAAGCUGUGCCGUUCAUCAUAACGACUUGGAGGAACCCAUUAAGAAACUUUAUAAACGAGCUAGUGGUGCCUCUCAGAAGCGUCCUUCCGUGUUUAUGUUGCCUCCAGUAGAACAAACUAGAAAAGAGGAGGUGACCCUGACUUGCUAUGUGAAAGACUUCUUUCCUCGUGAGGUUUAUGUGGCUUGGCUUGUGGACGACGAGAACGCAGCCUCAAAAUACGAGUUCAACACCACGAACCCUUUAGAAAACAACGGAUCUUAUUAUGUUUACAGCCAGAUGACCAUCCCCCUGGAGGACUGGAGACAGCCUGACAUGGCUUACAGCUGUGUUGUUUACCACGAAUCUCUAAAUGACUCAAGAUCAGUUAGAUCCAUUGGCUACAGAACCUCUGAAAGCACCAACCUGGUCAACCUGAACAUCCCCAACGUGUUUGUGGUGAUUGUUUCUCCGAACAUCACCUUGUUCCCCAUCUGGGAAGAUGAGUUCUCACAAGUUAGACUCAUGUGCGUUCUGAGCAACUUUUUUCCCAAAGAACUGACUGUGGAUUGGUAUCAGAACCAAAAGCCUGUAACAGAAAUCAAACCAACAGAAAGAACCCUACAGAGUGAUGGAAGAGCAAAAUCUAUUACUGUGACCACUGAGCUCGAACCCAAUACAGAUGAAUGGAGAAAAGGAUCUGAUUUUACUUGCAAGGCCGUUCACAACAGYGCUGAAUUUCAGAAAACGAUGAGUAUUUGUAAACUCCACGGAAGCAUUGCUCCUUCCAUUCAUGUGGAGAUUCCCACCUUUGAGGCGGUGAUGAGAGGGUCCAGCGUGAAGGCGACGUGUUUCAGCCGCAAAGUGUUUGACGCCGAGCUGACCUGGCUGAUGGACGAGAGACCUCCAGCCAACGACAACGUGAGCCCGAGGUCAAACUCAACGUUUCUGAUCAGCGAACUGACGGUCCCAUCGAGCGCCUGGAAGAAACUGAAAACUCUGAAGUGUAAAGCUGAACAUCGCUGCUUCUCUGCUGAAAAGGCCGUGCAGAUUUCAGUGACUCCGACAUCUUCUCAGAAAGUUGGCGUCUACAUUCGGGGACCACCACUGGAGCAGCUUCAGAACAAGAGACAGCUGACUGUUACGUGUCUUUUUGUCGGCACCAGUCUCAGCGACUUCUCCRUCACCUGGAAAGUAGGUGCUAACAAAGCUUCGACUCAUAACGUGCGUACGCAGCAGCCUGUGGGUCACAACAACGGGACGGAGACUUUGCAAAGCUCCUUUAACGUGUCGAUGGAAGACUGGAACUCAUACAAGAUCGUGUUCUGCAAGGCAAAGCAUCACUGUUCCAACAGGGGUUAUGAUGGYAGCAUCAGCAAAAGCAGAGACAUGUACCCACCAGCCGUGACGAUAGUGCGACCAACUUCCUCUGAGCUGUUUCAGUCCGACAGCCUCAUGCUGACAUGCCUGAUCUCCAAGUUUUUCCCAGCAAACAUUUUAGUACAAUGGGCAGAGAACGGUAAAAACAUCCCGUCUUCUCGCUAUAUCAACAGCCCUCCAUGGAACGAACCAGGAAAAAAGUUUUAUUCAAUGAGAAGCAAACUGAAUGUGACCAGAACUGAGGACAAAACGUCAACUUAUACCUGCAUCGUCAGACACGAAUCUUCUGAGACUCCAGUUGAAACCAGUGUAAAGGAUGUGUUCGCUUCAGUGACCCACAGCAAACCUUCAGCUGUCCUGCUGCAGGGCUCCCAUGAACUCGUGUGUCUGGUGUACGGAUUCAGCCCAGCAUCCAUUAACAUCACUUGGUUUCGCGAUGCAAACAAUGAGCUGAAGGAUUAUAACACAACUGAGCCCCACUUAGGCGCAGAUGGGAAAUUCAGCAUCAGAAGCCACCUUCGUGUGUCUGACAUCGACUCCUUACCUGGAGUSGUUCUGACCUGCAAGGUGACUCAUGAAAACACCAUCCUCUCACUGAAUAUAUCUAUACCAGAUACCAUGGAGAAGUGUCAUGUAUUUGAUGAAAUCAAGCAUGCUGACGUGAACCAAGACUCACUACAACAAACCUGGACUGUGGCUUUUACCUUCCUCCUCUUUUUCCUCUUUUCUGCCAUGUUUUCUGUCACCGUCAUAAUUAUUAAGAAUAAAUGAUGACAAAAACCGGGAGAUCCAUUUAACUCACUUUGGAC